AUGAAAUAAUUAUUCCUAAAUUACAAGCAUAAUAAUAAAAAGAGAAAAAACACUUAUCAAGUAAUAUCUAAAUAGUUAAUAAGAUUCAAUUUAGAAAUGGAGAAAUAGUUUCAACUGAAGGAUUUAUAGAAAAUGAAAAUAAAAUUUAAAGAACCAAUUACAUCUCUUUUCUUCCUUUCAGAGUUAUUAAAGAAAACAUCUUCUACUUUUUACUUCUGAUAUUAUAAGCAUUUUCCUCUGAACCAUUGUAUUUUGUUGCAAUUCCUUUAAUUUUACAAUAAUGGUUUGUUGAUUUCCAUAAUUUUUAAAAAAUACGAAAAAUGGAUUUAAUGUUAAAAUAAUAAGAGGCGAAAAUUAUUAAGUAAUGGGAUGAAUGUAUUAACAAUAAAGAAAUAAUUUCUAAAAUUAAAGAAAAUUUAGAUUAAUAAGAUUAAAGUGAAAGUAAUCAAAGAUUAAAAAGCAAAUCUUAAAUUGAAAAAAAUUCAUAAAAUAAGAAAAACGAGUAUUCUCAAAGUCAAAAGAAAGGAAUAUCUAGAUCAAUUGUUUGUAAUUCAUAUUUCUUAUUCAUUAAUAGCAAAUGAUUCUAUACCAUUUUAAUAAAUUCAAUACAAAUAACAAUAAAGCAAUAGAAAUUUAAAAGUAUCAGAAAAUCUUAAAAAAUACAAUUAAAUGAGUCCCUUAAUAUAUAAAGAUAUGGCUUUAAAAUUAUAAUAAAUAUAAAUAAUGGAAAAUGACCCAUUGAUUAUUUAAUUUAAAUUAAAGGUUCCAAGUAUAUUUCCUAAAGAUUUGGUUUUAACUACUACUAAAAUACCAUUAAAUGAAAAAUUGAAAAAAAUGGAAAAAGAUAAAAUGAAUUUAAUUAAAUCUUUAAAUGCUUAAGAAAUUAAAAUUGGAGAUGUCAUUUUAUUAUAAAGAAAUUAAAUAGCACCAUGUGAUAUUAUUGUUGUACAUUGUAAUGAUGAAAAUUUUUGUGUUUAAUAGCAAUUAUGUGAUUAUUCGUAAUCUACUGUGAGAAAACCAGUAGUUUAAAAUAGAUGUAAAAUUAAUAAUUAAUUUUUAGCUGAUUCAUAAACCUUAGCUUAAUUUAAAAAAUCUUUAACAGGAAAUAUUGUAUUUUAUGAAUAGAAUUCCUAAAUUAAAGGUUUUUUUUAAUUAAAAAAAGAUCCAUAAUCUAAAAUGCUAGGUUUUGAAAAUUUUAUUUUCUGCUAAGAAAAAUUAUUGGCUACUCCUUGGAUUUUGGGAAUCGUUGUAAAAGUUGGAAAUAGUUGUUUUUGUUAUUCAAAAUUAUAAGGAACAUUAAGAUUUGAUAAUAAUUAAUACUUUGGAUUUUACUUUAUAAUUUGCUUAAUUAUGAUUGUAUUUGUUUAUAUCUAUAUUAGAUAUAAAUAAUUGCAUUUAAUUUAAAUGAAUACUUAUAUGAUCUAAGAUCAAUAACAUAAAUUAUAAUAGAUAAUUGUAUAUAUUUAAUUUUGAUGGUGCCACAUUUCUAUAAAAUUUAUUAUAAUAUAUGCAGUUUAUUUUAACUCAAAAUAAUUGGUAAUAUUGAUUAAAAAUAAAUUAUGUCAUGUCAUAUUGAUAAAUAUUUGGAUAAACAAUAUCUUACAAUUAGUGUAGAAGCAUUUAUAGAAUAAUCUUUUAAAUUGAAACGAAUUAUUUAUAAUAAUUAAUACUGUGAUUUUGAAGAACAAUAAUUUUUACAAUUUUUAGUAACAGCAGAAAAGAGUGUAAUUAUUAAAGAUUAAGGUAAGAUUACUAUUUAUAAUUUAUAGAAUAAGUAAAUAAUUAAUUAAAUUCUUAAGUCUUAAAUUAUGAUAUGUAGAGUUCGAGUUCAGAGAUUUUAUUUAGUUAAAGAGAAUGUUUUAUUAAUUAAAUGCCAAAAUCAGUUGAAGGAAGGUUUAUACAUUAUUAUUAAUAAGAUUAUAAAGAUGAUUUGAAUUUAAAUUAAGCUCAAUAAAUAAAUUAAGAAUAAAUAUAACAUGAUAAAAAUUUAUUUGAGAAUUAAGAGAUUGGAGAUCAUCUUACAGCUUAACGUUAAUCAAAUCAAUAAAAAAGUUCAAAAAUUUAUUAAUCAUCAAAAGAACCAUUAAAAUAAGAUAAAUAUUUAAUUGAUGAAAAUAGUUUAUACAUUUCUCUGAUGAAGAAUAAUUCAAAAAAUGAACUAAAUCCUUUAUUAUUAUAAUUAGCAUUAAAUCAUCUAGCAUUUUCAAAAUUAUUGAUCACUGAAAAAAAGGAGUAAAAGGUUAAAAAUAAAUUUCUUGGUUUACUUGAUUAAAAAUAAGUUAAUAUGGCUAAAAUUAUGGGAUAUGAAUUUAUUUGCGUAAAUAAUGUUUAGUAAAUUAUUGAUUAUAUAAAAUAGAUAAUAAUAAAAUUAUAUUUUAUAAAUCAACAAGGAACUUUAUUCUUUCAAAUUAGUUAAUACUAAAUUGCAUAUUCAAAAUCAAAGAUUAUAUAUGUUAUUUGAGAUAAAUGAUUUAUCUUAAGAAGCUGAUUAGCAAUUCAUUUUAUUUUUAAGAGAAGCUAAUGUUAGAAAAAAUGAAAGUAUUGAAGAUAAAGUAUUAAAACAUUAAUCUGACUCUCUACAUUAUAUAUACUAUUAUUAUUGUUUUUUAAGUUAGAAUGAAGCAAAUUUAUAUUUGUCUUCUGCAGAAAGUAAUACAUCAGAAAAUCAAUUAUAUACUCUUAUGGAACAGUUACUUAAAUUAAACAUUAUAUUUGGUUUAAGUUAUGAAUUAAAAUAAGAUUGUCAAGAAUUUAUGAAAAAUAUUAGAAAAUCAGAUUAUUAAUUAUUCAUUUAUACAUAAAAUUAAGAAAUAUCAGCUACCUCUAUUUUAUAUUAAUCUGAAUUGUUAUAGUAAAAUGAUUUAAUUUUUCAUUUUAAUUAAUAAAAUGAAGAAGAUUUAAGAGCUUAUUUUAAAUAAUGUUUGGAAGAAUUUUCUAAUUAAUUUUAAUAAGCUAGUAUUAACAGUUCUUAAUUCAUCAAAAUAUCAAAUCUUAGUUUUUCAAAGCCUAAUGAAACAGAUCAUAUUUUAAAAAAGAAAAGAACUAAAAAAGUUGUUGUAAUUUUGAAUAAUCAAACCUGUUAAUAAAUUAUGGAAAAUGUUUAUUUUUAAAAUCAUUUAAAAUUAUUACUAAAUUUUACUAAAGUUUUAUUCUUAUAUUAAGCAACUUAAGAUUCAUUAAAUAUUGUUUAAGAUGUUUGGUGUAUAUCAAAUAAAACUAUUAAUUUACUUUAUGAAAAUCAAAGUUUACUAAGAUGUAUUAAUGGAUGUUAACUUUAAAUGUUAUAAUUAUAAUCAUUUAGCUAAUUUACAGAUCAAAAAUUCACAAAAGUAGAUAAGAAUAAUUUCUUUAGAAAAUUGAGUUUAUCUCUAAGGUAAAGAUUAAUUUAUGAAAAAUGUUAUUUUAAUGAAUUAUAAAUAAAUUCAAAUACAGAUGUAAUUAUUUAAGGUUUCAAAGAGUUGGAUAGAUUAUUAUUUUUUCACAGUCCUUUAUUAAAAAUAUUGUUUAGAUCAUUAUAAUAAUAAACUAUUUAUAAAACAACUACAUUUCUAUCCUAUUUUACUUUUGCUUCAAUCCUUUAUACAUGGAAUACCUUAGAUUAAUAGGAUUAUUUGACUGAAAUAAUAUUCUAUUUUUAUAUCUACUAACUCUUUUUGUUUGGUAUAUAACAUUAUGCAUUUCUCAAUGAUUCAAAGAAGCUGUAAUAUAAUAAAGAUUAAUCUAUUUUACUUUAAAAAUACUCUCAAUAUAAAUCUGAAACUGAAAUAUAGAUUAUAAUGAUUCUUAAGAAUAUUAUGUAAGGAAUAAUUAUUUCAUGUCUAUUCAUAUAUGACAUUUAUUAAAGAGAAUAUUAUUUCUAUAUAUUUAUGUCAAUUAGUAUUAGUGAUUGGCUUUAUAUGAUCAUAAAUUUUGAACUAAAAUAAAAAAUAUUAGCAUGUUUUGUAUUUCCACUUCUUUUUUAUAUAUAUACACUUGCAGACGCAUCAGACAAUGAUGAAUAGUAAAUUUAAAUAAGUACAUAUGAGAUAUUUUCAAUAAUUUUAGCUGUAUCAUUUUUGCUAAUAACAAAUAUUUUAUCUGAUUAUUUAUAAGAUUUCAAUUUGAAUAAUAUACCUAAAAGAGAAGAACAAUUUUUAACUUAUAUAAAUUAUAUCAAUUAAAUUAGUGCUCCUUAAAAAAAAAAAAAGAGGGUAACUAUUUUGCAAAAUAAAGUUAAUGAUUUCUUUGAUAAUAUAGAAUAAGUUGAUUUGAGCAUAUAAAAAUGUAAAUAGAUUUUAUUAAGAUUUAGUAUUACUUAAUGAACCAAAUUAUUAAAGUAGAUUUGGGUAAUGGACAUAAGAAAUAUUUUAAAAGGCAUAAACAAUUUUAAAAUGGAAAUAGAAAUAAAAUGUUUAAUUUCUUUAAUUGCUAUUUUAUCAUAGUACCUUUUUAUUAAUUAUGUAUUUUUAUCAAGAUUAAAAUAAUUAUUACCUAAUAGAUUAUUUGUUAAUUUUUGGACUUCAAAUAAUUUUAUUUAUAGUUUUUACAUUUAUUCAAUUACCUACAAAUAGGUAGUAAUAUUUAGAGUAUGCAAAGUUUAUGAUUGCAACAGCAGCAACAGUAUCAAUUUUAUUUGCAUAAAAUAUUUAAGAAAAUAUAGGUUCAACUUUAGUAAUGUAAUAUUUUAUUGCAUAUUAAUUAUCCAUAAAAUUUCAUGCUAUUUAUGACUAUAGAAUUUAUUUGGGAUCUACUUUAAUAACAAUAAUAGGUUAUAUAGUAUGGUAUGCUAUUGAAAAUGAAUAAAAAGUAUCGUUUAUUAUAUAAAUUAUGUAAUUUAUAGUAAUAUUUUCUGCAUCAUAAUAUUUCAUUAAGAGUUAUGUAAAAUAUUAAGUUAAUAAAUUUUAGUAUUUAUAAUUAGAAGAAGAUUAGGCUUAAAAUAAAUUAAAUUUUAUAGAAUAAAAUAAUAAAAUAAAUGAUAUUUUGGGGAUAUUAUUGCCAAAAUUUAUAAGAGAUAGAUUAAAUGAAAGUAUUAUAAUAUAAUAAUAAUUUAGCUGAUUAGUAUAAUAUUCAUUAAAAUUAAGGUUUAGUAGCAAUAGUAUUUUGUGAUAUUUGUAAUUUUGAUUAAAUGGUAAUAGAAGAGAAGGAUAAAAUAAUACCUUUUUUAGAUGAUAUUUUUAGAACAUUCGAUAAAUAUUGUUAGAUAUAUGGAGUUUAAAAGAUAGAAACAGUUGGUAAAACUUAUUUAGCUUCCGCUGGAUUAAAGGCAUGUGAAUAAGAAUUAACAUAUUUAUCAUAAGUUGAUCCAGUUUAGAGAGCUUUAAAUUUAGCAGAAUAAAUGAUGAAUUAUAUUAGAUCGAAAUAGUAAGAAUAAAAAUAUAUUAUUUAUAGAUGGGGUAAUUAAGGAUAAUAGUUAGUAGGUAAAAUAGGAAUUCAUUAUGGAGGAGCUAUUAGUGGAGUUAUAGGUUAUCAUAAACCUUAAUUCUCUUUAAUUGGAGAUACUGUAAAUACUACAAGUAGAGUAUGUUCUACUGGAUUAGAAGAUACUAUUACAUUAUCAGAAUAAGCCUUUGAUUAAAUUAAAAAUGAAAAUAUUGAAUUCGAAAUUAGAAAUGUUGAAAUGAAAGGAUUAGGAAUAAGACCUACUUAUAUAUUCAAAUGUAAAAUUUAAAAUAAAGAUCAUACUUAUUCUAUAUAAUAAGAACAAGAAUUAUAAAGUAAAGAUGCUAGAAGCAAUUAUGUUGUUAGAAAGAAUCCAGAAAUAUUAAAAAAAAACUUAAAAAAAAGAAAAACUAUUUUAACUUAUAUUGAUACGAUGAAUUAAAGAAGAGAAUCUAUUUAAGAUUAAGUUAUUCAUAAUGUAUUUGGAAUCAAACCUACUGAUCCUGCAUUAUAUUAAUCUUAUGAUGAAAAAUCAUAAUAGUCACUUUAAUUAUUAUCUAAGUAAACUUCUGAAGAAUAAUAAAAAUAAUAAUAAUCAUUAUAAUAACCUAGUACACUCAAAAGAAUAGUAACAAUGCUCUAAAAUAGAUUUCAAUUAGAAAACUAUGAACCAGAAAUAGAUGAAAUGAUAGAUUACGAAUAAUUAUUGGUAUAUUUAUAUAAUUAAUAGAGAAUGUAAUUUUAUUAAAGAAUGAAUUUACUUUAGAACAUAAUUUAAUUAAAGAGACAUCAUUUCUUUAAUUAUUAGAGAUUUCAUACUACAAGAAAUAAAUGAAUUAGUUUAUUAGUUACGAUUAAUAUAUGGAAUUUGUUAAAGUUCAAUCUAAGAAUUAAACUAUUUAUAAUUUAAGGUUGUAUACCUUAUAUUAUAUUAUAAAACAAUUUUGUUAGAUAUAAUUCUACAAUGAUUAUAAUAUUGGAAUCAUUGUAUUGUAAUGGUUUUGUUGUAUUUUUAACCUAAUACAAUUUUUAGUGAAUAGAAAACCUUAUUUUGAUAAAUGGAAAAUUUUAAUUCAAGUAUUAUUGUUUUUUUAAGUUCUAUUGGCUGGUAUAGUUAUAGUUUUAGAAGAUAAUAAUGAAUUAAAGAAUGCUCAUGUCUACGAAAUUAUUUUUAUUUAAUGCAUUAUUUGUAGUAUUUAAAUUCUUAGUUUUUGGCUCAAAGUUUUAUUUUGUUUUUCUACCUUUUUUUAUUCAAUGAUAAUUAUAAUUAUAGAUGGAACAUAAUUAAUAAGCAUAUUUUUCCUGUUUGUAAGCUCAAUGUAUAAUUUGACUUUAAUAUUAUUUAUAGAAUAAUAAUAAGUAGGUUGUUUUAAUUAAAAAAACAUUUUUAAAACUUAAUAAUAAAAAGAAUCAUAACUUCUUUAAUAUUUAUUACCAAAACACAUUUUAAAUAAAUUUUUAGAUGAUAAAAUUAGUAAUAUUGGAAUUUGUGAUAAACUUGAUAAAUUAACAAUUUUAUUUGCAGAUAUAGCUGGUUUUACAGAAUAUUCUAGUAAAGUAAAGCCAGAAGAAGUAUUAGUAAUGUUAAAAAAUCUAUUUGUAGAAUUUGAUAGAAAAUGUUGUGAAUUAAAUGUUUAUAAAUUGUACACAAUAGGUGAUUGUUAUGUUGCAAUUGGAAUGAUUGAUUAUAAUAAUAGAAAUCCUCAUUAAGAAGCUAAAAAUAUAGUAGAUUUAGCUUUUGAAAUGAUUAAAAUAAUUGCAUAAGUGAGAAAACAAAUUAAUUUUGAUGGUCUUAAUAUGAGAAUAGGAAUACAUACUGGAUCAGUAUUUGGAGGAGUUAUGGGUACAGAUAUUGUUAGAUAUGAUAUUUAUGGACCAGAUGUAUUAAUUGCUAAUAAAAUGGAAUCAAAUGGACUGAAGGGAUUUGUACAUGUUAGUUAAGAAACAAAAACAUUUUUAGAAUAAGAUUAUGAUGAUCUUUUCAAUUUUGAGUUGCAUACAAAAAUUGAUCUAAAAACAAUUAAAAGAUAAAUUGAAGGAUUUCUGGUACAUAAAUUAGAAUAAGAUCAUUUUGAAUAAGAAGAUGAUUAAUUUUUGAGCUCUUGAUAUUAACAUUAUAACAG
This is a messenger RNA of Paramecium sonneborni, 7481 nucleotides long. Lineage: Eukaryota; Ciliophora; Oligohymenophorea; Peniculida; Parameciidae. The record is from the annotation of a GenBank genome assembly.